CUGAAAAACCAUACCCUUUGGGGCAGCACAUACCUAUAUAGCCCAUAUAAGGGAGUACCUCCCCAGGGCCUUAUGGCAAGGUACUUUAGUCUCACAGUGCCUCCCUAUAUUUUAAAGUAAAAUGGAUGCUAGCAAAAUUUGUGUUUGACACUGAAUUGCAGAGAGGAACUUGUGGUUUAAAAGACUAGCAAUGUACCCCUCCAGAGAAACUGGAAGUAGUGCUAUGGGUAGCUGUAGGUGGCAAAAAUGUCAUAAAAAGGCUUUGAUAGCUUGAUAAAAGAAAAUGAUGUCUUUAAUGAGGGUUUGAGUGUGCAGAAUAAAUGGAAACAUAUUAAUUUGGUGUCAGAAUUGCAUCACUUCAAUGUGUUGCCAUUGGAAAGUAAACCUUUACCUGAGGCAGAAAUCCUUCCUACACUUUGAACUCAUGUAUGUUUACAGCCUUGAGCGUCCUCCUUUGCCAUUUCACAUCCUCUCUCUUUAGGAGACUCUUGGUCAUGGACGCUAGUCACUUACAUGCAAUCAUAAGCCAGGGAUUUUCAACCGAAAUAUUUUUUGCGAUAAGGGAGUUCUGCCCUGAGUUGCACACUGAUAGGUUUUUCCUAACUACAUGUAUUCAUUUAUGCCUAAACCAAUGUUUUACUAUUUUUAGUAUUGUCAUGGAUGCACAGGAAGACGUUAUGAAAAAUUUUCUGAAAAGUUCAUGUCUGAGUUCGCAUGCCUCCUGGCGCCUUUUAGAUAGAGACUGGUAACAAGAUGAAUUUUACCGCGCAGUUGCUAGAGGUUUGGGCCUGAGUAACGUUCGGUGGCAGCAGCAAUGGCGGCAGUUUUCAGUUGUUUUCGUUACAUUUUGUUUGUUUUAACUCUUCCAUGACUGUAAAGCGGAUUUAUCCUCUUGAGAUUCCGUAGUCAAUACUAUGAAUCUCUGUACAAAUGUAAGUUCAGCAGCCAUCGCGAUCACUGUUCUGACCGACAAAAUACGUUUUGUAUUUUCAUAUGGCGCAUAUUUCAGUGGAGACAUCGUCUUUGCAAAAACUAGUUCAACAGAAAGAAAGUGAAUGGAGAGAAGCACAAGAACUGCGGAAUAAGUCGCUACAGAGUUCUCUUAAGGAAAAAGAACGACAGCUCAACAACGAAAAAGUACGAUUUAGGAAGUUGAAAGAGGAUUUUGAGUACAACUUGAAACUGUUAGAAGAGAGAGACCAGGAACUUCAACGAUAUGAUGCGUUGUUUUCACAAGUGAGAAACAUCAACAGUUCGAGAGACAGUGAAAUCAGUGAUCUGAAAGUACACUUGGAUGACCUCAGGCUGAAGUUGUUACACGAGGAGAAGGCUAAAGAAGAGUUACAAAGGCACUAUCAACAGCGCUUGAGAGAACACCAGCAGGAAUUAAACCAGUUCAGACUCGACAAAGAGAAUGAAGUGAACAAGGAAAGAGAAGAAUUUGAGUCUUUUAAGAGAGAGCUCCAGGUUCAGCUGAGGGCAGCUGAGGAAGAUGUGGAGGCUCAGAGACAGGAGUUGAUGGCUGGAUUUGAUGAUGCGCAGCGCAAGAGAGAACAUGAAUUUAGAAAGAAAGCAGAUGACUUGAGUAAUUCCUUACUAGCUAGUGAAUUAAAGGUUAAAAUGCUCACAAAGGAACUAGAGCUACUCAGAGCCAGCGGAGAAAGAGCAAAAGACGAACUGGAAGACACAGAAACAGUUGUUCAUGAUCUUGAAAAACAGUUGAAGCAGAAAGAAUGGCAGUUAACAGACGAACAGAACAUGAACAAAGCUAAGGUGGCUGAAUUGGAAGCAGAAAUUGAGCAAUUAAGAUCAGCGAUGACCAAGAUGCAGGAGAGAUUUCAACACAAACAUGCUGAGCUGGAUCGAUAUGCAAAGGAGAAGGAACAAGCCCUUGCUGCAGCUAAAGAAACCCAUGGUGAGCUUGAGAGAAGUCUAGAGGAAAAGAUCCGUGUGUUACAGAAUCAGCUAGAGACUGAGCAAGUAGAAUGCCGCAGACUUCAAUGGGCCAACAAGGAUGCUGGGAAGGAGAGAGAGCUGGAAGUUCAGAGGUUGCAUGGAAUCAUAGCUGAUCUAGAACACAGGCUGGAGAAACAAACAGCUGACCAUGGCCGAUCCAUCGUUGCUCGUGACUUGGAACUAGAAGCAUUGAGACAACAAGAAGAGAAGAUGAGAUUGGAAAUUGUGCAGCUUAAGGAAAACACUGACAAAUACAAAAAAGAGCUCACAAUGGCCAUGGAGCGUGAAUCUUCCUUGGAGCAAUCCAGGGCUCAACUUGAAGUUGAUUGGCAGCGGCGGUGUGAGGAUACUGAAAGAGAGGUGUACAUGAAGCAGGAACAACUGCUGGCUGGUCUUACCAAGCAGAGAGAUCAGAGUGUGGCACUUGCCCAAGAACGAGAACGUGAAUUAGCUCAACGAGAUGAUCUGAUUCGAGUAUUGACUCAGACUAGAGACCAGGCUCUUGCAACUCUUCAGCGUCACGGACUUGCCAUUCCUACUCAGUUACCAAACAAGGAAGAGCAAGAAAAAUCAUAUGCAUACGAUGCUGGUGAUCUCCAAGACCUGCCUCCUGAGGAGAAGGUCAAAUCCCUUGCAGAACAGAAUGACAAUUUACGAGCUGUGAUUAGGCAAAUGCGGCAUGACAUGGAGAAUCUAAGCAACGAGUUAGCUGCGAGGUCCCCGUCAGUUAUGGUGCAAGGCAGAGAUGGUGAAGAAGGGACCUCAGUACCACUGACCACAGAAUAUGUUGAGUCACUGGAAAAGGAAAUCACAGAGCUAAAAUCAAAGAACAGAACACUGAGACAACAGAUUGACGACAUGUCACAAUCAGCCAAACCUCCAAGACGAAGUCACAGGGAAACAGCACCGUCACAUGGCGGCAUUCAACCACAAGAUCCAUUCAUACAAGCACACAUCAAGGAACUGAAUGGAACAAUUGGUGCUUUACGCCAGGAGAAGCUUGAGCUGUCAGCUCAAGUGAAGAAACUCCAAGCUACAGUGGACCAUCUGCAGGGAUCACUGAACCAAGCUCACGAAGAGGUUCGCCAGAAACAGUUAUCAGUGGAUCAGGUACAGUACGAACUGACAACACAGAACAGACGAGCUGCUGACGAGCUUACUGCUCUGAAACAGCGAGUAACCGAGCUGCAACUACAACUGGCACAAACCAGGAAAGAGGCGGACGAGUACUUCAAGAGUGGAUUGGAAAGGAAUGCCGAAGCCACGUCCUUGGAGAAUCAGCUUUCAACUUUAAAGGUUGAGCUUGCAUCGCAAGGCAGAGGGGCUGUGUCGUUCAAUCCUGAAGCAGCGGUCAUCAGACAACUUCAAGAUGAGAUUUAUCGUCUGAGAAAACAAUUAACAUCAGGAAUUCAAGGAAGCGACAAAGAUUUCCUCGACUCAAUGUCCCUUGCUCAACCACCGACAUCUGACCUGGCGCGGCUACACGGCAAACUACAAGUGGCGGCGCGGCGCAUAAACCGGCUUUCUCAAGAGAAAGAACAACUUAUUCAGAUGGGGAACAGGCUUAGAGCUGAACUAGCAAAGUAUACUGGAGACCGAAGGAGCGCUCCCCCCGGUGUCAUUUCUAGGCAUCCCUCGCAGCCCCUUGUCAGUCGAGGCCCUUCAGAAAAGACCACCGCUGGAAAGACCCCAGAGGAGAUGAAGGACCAUCUACAGAGCCAGCUCAGUGCUGUGGAAAAACUUCAAUACCAGCUUACUGCUCACGAGCUCCAGUUUGCACAGCGCAUGGCUCAAAAGGAGCAGCAAGCCGCUGAACAGAUCAAGGUCACAGUGGUCUCAAGUUCUAGUGAUUCUAAUGAAGGUGAAGACGUGAAAGAUCCAGAGCCUCACUUGCAACCCCACGACACAGUGUCACUUGUUGCUAAUACAAAAGACAAAGAACCAGUAGAUGAUCGCGUGACCAAUCCACCGACCAAUCAGUUGACUUCUUCGCCUGCUAACGAUCAACCACUGUUUACAUCGUCGUCUGAAGGCCAAGCCUCGUUGCAAGAAAUUUGGAAGAUGUUGGACGAAGAGGAAAGUUUCCAAAGCCCCACUCCAAGAAAAGCGCGGUCUAGUUCUCCUUGGCGCUCUACAGUCUCGAGGGACCUGGAACCUGAUUACAUUCCCACGCGCGAUUCCCCCGAGCGUGACGUUUUCGCGCUGAAAGGAAGACGAUCGGAAGUUCAAACACGACCCGCGAAACAGAGGCCAGGACUAUCUAAAAAGGCUGCUGGAAAGGCCAAGCUCACUCCCAAGAAAUUAAAAGUGAGAAAUUAUAACAUCAGGGACGACGGCUGAUCAAAGCAGUUUGUUAUUACAAUUUCGAUAGUCGAUGGUCAGUAGACAUCUCGAUCGGAGAGCAGGCGAAAGCAUCAUCAGAAUGGUUUCCACACAAGAGCCAUCCCAGGUGAGACAAGUCAAGUUGAUUGGUAGCUGUCAAGAGAUGGUGUACCAUUUUAUUACAAGGCGACAAGACUCGGAAAUACAUAGCAAUGGUUUGCCCUGUUGACCCGUGGCUAGUGCAUGUGACUGUCACGUGAAAUUUUCACGCGCUACACGUUUACACACGUCAUGUAACGAGACCCAUAGAGACAUUACAGAAUUUUUGUUGGAAGUAUUCUAAUUAUGUCUGGAAAGGUCAAUUGAGCUUCUCCUGUUGGUAACCGGAGGACCAGAGACAAACAAGUUACCACUGAAUGUUUGCAUUAGCCUGUGAACUAUUUUCCAUAGGGAGGGGGACAAAAUUAACGGCAUAAACAUAUUACAUAGCUAUCACUUGCUGUCAAAAUAAAGAGUAACCAUUGCCCCGA
Messenger RNA from Orbicella faveolata, 4808 nucleotides. RefSeq names its product coiled-coil domain-containing protein 57-like. The record is from RefSeq and is a predicted model, not a curated record. Gene Ontology annotation, cellular component: centriolar satellite; spindle microtubule; centriole. Gene Ontology annotation, biological process: positive regulation of mitotic cell cycle; centriole replication; microtubule nucleation. NCBI's taxonomy places the organism in Eukaryota, Metazoa, Cnidaria, Anthozoa, Scleractinia, Merulinidae.